Ictalurus furcatus (blue catfish) is the source of this 4844-nucleotide messenger RNA. RefSeq names its product VPS54 subunit of GARP complex (gene vps54). The coding region runs from base 671 to 3625 and encodes 984 amino acids. Gene Ontology annotation, cellular component: GARP complex. Gene Ontology annotation, biological process: Golgi to vacuole transport; retrograde transport, endosome to Golgi. The transcript is spliced from 23 exons. The record is from RefSeq and is a predicted model, not a curated record. Lineage: Eukaryota; Metazoa; Chordata; Actinopteri; Siluriformes; Ictaluridae. Gene Ontology annotation, molecular function: syntaxin binding.
AUCACGAAGACGAACUGUAUGUCGAUACGUGAAAUUCUAUGACGUUUGCUGUUAAGAACAGUGUUCUAGAACAUGUAAAACAGGAACAUGAAAGGAAUAUUCUAAAAGCGACUCAUGUCAACACCUUAAUCAGAAUAUUGUCUUACUCGGAAUAAGGUCAAUAAGUAGACUACAGCUGUCCAUGUAAACGUAGUCAGUGAUUAGCUACCGAGGCUUCAAGAUCAGGAUUUUUACAGACUUCUGUUGUUUUUUGGUUGGUUUUUUUUUUGUUGUUGUUGUAUUUUAAAAUAAAACAAAAUGAUAAAACUGUUUAUAUAGAAAUUAAGUUAAACCUUAAGGCCAAGGUGUGAAUAAGGAGGUUAUAAACUUCUAUUCCCUGUUAGCGACAUUAGCAACAAAACAACAACAACAACGACGACAAAAAACACUAAAGGAGCUAACUUCAGUUUGAUGGAUUACAUUAGUGACCGCUAGAUGGCGGAAGUGAGCCGUUACAGGUUAAGAGACACGCGCUGUGAAUAAUGGAUGAAUGCACGAAACCGGCGUUCGUUCCGCUUCCGGUUUGCGGGGAUGUUGCUAAGCGAUGUGGAGUGUAGCUGUUGAUAUGUUGGCUGGACGCUGCCGUUCUUCACACAACAGCUGGAGGCUGGUGUGAGGAAGCGGCGCUGCCAUGGCGUCCGGACCGGGCUCGGUGCCUGUGGUUCAGCCCGGCAUGGGCCCCGCUGGCUCCGACCGGCUCUUCCGGAAGCCCAGAGACCAGACAGGCUCGUCUACACACUACAGACCUCCACGCUCUCUCCCUGACGUCUGCCCCAAGGAGCCUACAGGUGAGGUGCGAGGGCUGGGGGACGCUCCGUCAGUGGUGGCGGAUCAGCACCGAUGGACGGUAUACAACUCUAAGGUGAACCUGCCGGCAGCGCUGAACGACCCGCGGCUGGCCAAGCGCGAGUCCGACUUCUUCACCAAGACCUGGGGCGUGGACUUCACCGAGGGGGAGGUGACGCCCUCGUACAGCCUUCCCAACAUCACAGCCGAACACUUCAGCACCUACCUGAACGACACAGCUCAGAGGGAGAAAAUCCACGAGCGGUGUAAAAACAUCUGCCCCAGCAAAGACGACCUCUCCAUCCCCAACAUCACAAACAAUCACGAUAAAGCCAAAGAGGAGCUUGAGCAGGUGCCUAAGAUCUUCAUGAGGCCUGACUUUGUACUGAGCGACCCAGCCACCUUCAGCGCCGUGUUGCCGUGGUCGCACUUCAGCGUCGCCGGUGGGAAGAGCAGCCGCGAUGCCGCGUCGUCACGGUUACUGCAGGAGAAGCUGAGUCACUACCUGGACGUGGUGGAGGUGAGCAUCGCGAGACAGAUCUCUCUGCGCUCCGAGGCGUUCUUCCACGCCAUGUCAUCUCAGCGCGAGCUGCAGGAGCAGCUGUGCGAGGCGGCGGACGCCGUGAGGGCGCUGCGGGAGCACACGGCCGGCAUGGGGCGCACUAUGAUCCGCGGGCCUCUGCGGGCGCUGCGGCACACGGUGACGCGCAGGAACUGCGUCACGCUGCACGGUAAACUGAAGCUGAUGGCGGCGGUGCAGCAGACGCAGCCCACCGUGCAGCUGCUGCUCUCCACCUCCGAGUUCGUGGGCGCGCUGGAGCUCAUCAACACCACCAAGGAGGUGCUGCAGCAGGAGCUCCAGGGCAUCCACAGCUUCAGACACCUGGGCUCUCAGCUGUGUGAGAUGGAGAAGCUGAUUGAUAAGAUGAUGGUGGCCGAUUUCACCACGUACUCCAGGAGCGACCUCAACCGGGCCUUCGAGGACGACAACCAAGUGCCAGAGAAGGACCGGCUGCAGUCUCUGGUGUUUGGCCUGCUGAGACAGAGGAAGCUGGAUUUCCUGGACAUCUACAGCGAGGAGAUGAUGAAAGCGGCCAAGGGCAUCGUCAAACAGUGUGUGGUGAAGUCGGUGUCUCAGAUCGAGGAGAUCGGCACCGACGCUGUCUUGAAGCUGCAGGAUCAGAUGAGGCUGAUGACGUUCACUCAGUGGUUCGAACUCCUGCAGAACGUGUUUGAGUAUUUCCUGCUCUUCCUCACCAGGAUCAAGGCCACUCUGGGCGUGAUCCGGAACGUGGUUCUGGAAGUCCUCGACAGCAGCCAGAAGAAUCGAGCGGCCGAUGGCGUCUGCGCCGUCUCCGCGGAGAACGGAGACGAGGACGAAGACGAGGAGUUGGGUCUGCGUCCUGGAGAAGCCGAGCUCGCCUUCCUCACGCACGAGGGGCUGUUCAUCAGCGACGCGAUAAGUGACGCCGAACGCCGCGGAGACCGGACCAGGGUGAGAGAGGAAGCUUCAGGAAGCGACUCGGCCUCGGGAACUACGGAGUCGUCCUCCAGCAAGGAGCACGCCGUAAACACUACCUCCUCUCUGCCUACAGGGGGCAUUGCUGCACUUGAGGAUCUGAUGCCGUCUGAUCUGGAGCUAGGCAGGAUCGCCAACAACAUCCAGGAGCUGCUGUACACCGCAUCAGACAUCAGCCACGACCGCUGUGUCAAAGUCCUGCUGGCUAAGGCCAAGGACUGUUCUCUGGAGCGUCUGAGCUCGGCAGAGUUCGUGUGUGUGAGCCGGGCGGUGGAAACUUUCGCCAAGGACACCGAGGCUCUGUGCUGCCGGCGGAGUGUGAGUCUGCGGGGGGCGCUACAGAGUCAGGCCAACCGCUUCGUCCACCGCUUCCACGACGAACGCAAGACCAAGCUCAGUUUGUUGUUGGACACAGAAAGGUGGAAGCAGGCCGAAGUCCCUGCUGAAUUCCAGCACCUGGUCGACUUCAUUGCUGACGGUCACAUCACACUGCCCGACCGCACACCUGCAGGUGCAGAAGAGAAGAAGCCGUGUGACUUCCUGCUGGUUGAUGGGCAGAAAUACGCUGUCGUUGGGACUGUGCUGCUGCUGAUCCGGAUGUUUCUGGAAUACUGCCAGUGUGUGAACGACAUCCCGUCCAUCACCACCGACAUGCUGACACGCCUCUCGGACCUCCUCAAGCACUUCAAUUCUCGAAGCUGUCAGCUGGUGCUCGGGGCUGGAGCUCUGCAAGUGGUGGGAUUAAAGACCAUCACCACCAAGAACCUGGCUCUAGUGUCUCGGUGUCUGCAGCUGGUUGUUUACUACAUCCCUAUAAUCCGAGCGCACUUUGAGACCAAACUCCAACCCAAACAGUACAGCGUCCUGCGCCACUUUGACCACAUCACCAAGGACUAUAAUGACCAUAUAGCUGAGAUCUCGGCUAAGCUGGUGGCGAUCAUGGACAGUCUGUUUGAGAAAGCACUAUUCAAGUAUGAAGUAAAGGCCCCGAUGCCGUCACUGUGUUUCCGUAAUUUGUGUAAGCAAAUGGCCAAAAUGCACGAGGCCAUCCACGAGCUCCUACCUGAAGAACAGAUUCAGAUGCUGUUUCUGAGGAUCAACGCAAGUUUUAAGCUUCACCUGAAGAGGCAGCUGGCUCGGCUCGGGGUGGUGAACGAUGGCGGACCACAGCACGGGUUGGUGGUGGUGGACGUGGCCUUCUACACGGAGAACGUUCAGGCUCUGCGCUCUCUCGAGCGUUUGGACUUAAACAUGCCCGAGAUCUGGGAGCAGAAGAGGUGAUGACGGUCAGCCAGGCCCGGCCGACCGGGUCUUUCCGUCUCCUCCUGCCCCGCCCCCUCCUCUCUUCCUGGAGGACAUGAGGACAUGAGGUCACAGGUCACACAGGAAGUGAACACUGUAUACAAGACCUCUCCAUGAACACUUUUUUUUUUUUUUUUUUUUUACCUCCUCGUCCAGAACUGCUGUGACGCCUUUUUAUUAUUAUUAUUUUUCUGGAACGAUCCGGAGCAUUAAAGCGUCAUACUUUCACUUCCAAGUGACCAAUCAGGAUAAGCUAAGGGAUCCACUGUGGGCGGGAACUUUCUUCUUCUGUUGGGUUUAAAGCUCAGUGCCUCAUCGUGUGCUGUCGAUGCAGCGCAGCUCUACACUCGUGUGCAAUCCUUUCAAAUGAUUAUUGAUUAUGAAAUGAAACUGCGAAUAAAUUAUGGUUUUUGUUUUGAUGUUUAUAUAUGCACCAGUGGGUUUGAAAUGUAAAUUUGGGUAAUUUAUUUUCUUCUGGUCUGAUUUUAUUAGAUGAUGUGGUUUUCUUCUUCUUCUUUUUUUUAAUCUUUACAACCUCAUGAUCAUGGAUGAGAGAGAGACAGAGGGAGAGAGAGAUUGAUGGAAGUGAGCAUGUUAAUUAAGAAAGGAUUUUCGAAACAUUAAAAACUCUCUACCCUUCCAGUAUUUUUACACACAGGCCCGGAUUCUCCUCCCGUCACUCCGGAAGUCACAUUACACCUUUAAUACGUUUUUUUUUUAUUAUUAUUCCAUUGUCGAGGCAGCUGUGUCAGAGGUCCUUGUAUCACCGACACGUUUUUACAGCUCGUGCCAUCGUAUAUUCACCAUCAUGCACCUGAUCGGCUCGUCUGUCGGCUUUCCUGAGGGCGUAUGUUUUGUUAGAGGCCUACAGCGAGGCUGCUCCUUUACGCUUGUUGAAAUAUUCAUAAUCCCGUGUACAGAUUAAGUGUGAUGAUCUCAAAUUUGACCAAAAACUAGUACUUGAUGCCACGUGCAUGGACAGGGAUGUCUAUAGAGUCGAGUGCUUCUUGUUGCUAAUUUGUACGCCUAAAAAUUCCCGUAACACGUAUUACGAACUGAACGAGGCAGCUCUAUCUUAAGCAUGCACAAAUGCCUGCCUCACAAGCUGUCCUCUGAUAGGAACAGUUUAUCGCCGUAAUGAAAGAGCCAAAUGGUUUCUAAUCGAGAGUUCCAUCUCCACAUAUACAGUAUGCCCAUC